This is a messenger RNA of Diceros bicornis minor, 3797 nucleotides long. It is a transcript of the gene PROB1, whose product is annotated as proline rich basic protein 1. The transcript has a single exon. Gene Ontology annotation, cellular component: nucleoplasm. The coding region runs from base 80 to 3136 and encodes 1018 amino acids. NCBI's taxonomy places the organism in Eukaryota, Metazoa, Chordata, Mammalia, Perissodactyla, Rhinocerotidae. The record is from RefSeq and is a predicted model, not a curated record.
GGGGCGGGGACAGUGCGGGCGGCCGCUGCAGCAGCGGAGGCGAAUGCGAGGGAGGUAGUGCGCCGCGUCCGGCCCCACCAUGCUGACCGCGCUCGCCCUGCCAGCCCUGCGCGGGCUCCUAGGGCGGCUGCCCGCGGCCUCCGCGCGGCGCCAGGAUUCCUCCGGUUCGUCAGGCUCCUACCACACGGCUCCGGGUUCUCCAGAGCCCCCGGACGUUGGGCCGGACGCGGAGGGCCGGGCGAAUUGGCCCGGAGUGGCCCCUGCGCUGGGGGCGGGCGCGCAGCCUCGCCUGUCCGUCAGCGCCCAGAAUAGCCGCCAGCAGCUCGGGCCCGGCUCGGGUUUCCCGCGAGGCCCGGGCUCGGGCCCGCGGCCACCCCAGCCCCAGCUGCGCAUGCUGCCGUCGGGGGAGAUGGAAGUCAUCUUCGGCGCCGGGCCCCUCUUCAGCCGCUCCGACGCGGCGGAUAGCGAGGUGCAACAGCUCACGGCGCGGGCCUUCCGCAGCCUCUCUCCUCCCGGGUCCACGUCUCUCAACCCCCCUGCACCUCAGCCCCAGGCCCCCGACGGUGGCUCCCGCUGGGCCACCUACCUGGAGCUGCGGCCGAGUCCUGCCACCCCAGCGCAGUUCGAGUGUGUGGAGGUGGCGCUGGAGGAGCAUGCCGCUCCCGCCAGGCCCCGGACAGUGCCCAAGCGGCAGAUCGAGCUGCGCCCGCGGCCCCGGAGUCCCCCGAGAGAGGCCGGCGCGCCACGCCCCCGACUGCUCCUGCGCACCGGCUCCCUGGACGAGUCUCUGGGCCGCCUACAGGCCGCCGCAGGCCUCGUGCAGACGGUGCUGGCCAGAAAACUGAGCCCCACGACCCCUGCCACGAGCAGUGCCACCUUCAGACCCACGGGACGGCUAGAGCCUGCGACCCGAGAAACGGCCCGCAGUACUCGAGUGGUCCUGGAGGAGGCCAGGUCUCGGCCACCUCGCGUGCAGUGUAGUUCAGCCCCCGCCAGGGCCCCACGGCCGUGGCCCAGCCUCCGCGAGCGUGCAAUCCGGCGCGACAAGCCCGCGCCCGGGACCGAGCCGCUGGGUCCGGUUAGUUCCAGCAUCUUCCUGCGGUCAGGGGAGAAGACCCAGGAGGCGCACAACCAAGAACCUGAGACUCAGUUCCCGCGAGAGACUCUGGAUCGAACCGUCCUGAGGGCACAGAGUCCGCCUUUCGAGUCUAGGACCCCCUGGGAAGCUCCGAGUAAGACUGUGAGGCCGAGGAGCCCGUCCCUGCUGUGGCAGGCUCCAAAUGGGACGAUGCGGGGUCCUCACUGCCGGUCUCCCCAGAACCUGUCUCCGUGGAAUCGGGCUAUUCAGAGGGCGAAUAGCCCGUCGUUCCCCGAGGCAUCCUCCGCAUGGGAAAAUCAGGAUCCUGUCCUCAAGGAAACUGUCAGCAGAAGGAGCCCUUCGCCUCCGACCCCGUCCCAGUGGAAUCAGAGUGUUGCCAGGGCAAGAAGCCCAUCUCCCGAAGCUCCUUCCUCGUGGGAGGUUCCGCAUCCGGCAGUCGAGGAUACGGUAGAGGGGAGUAGGAGCCCGUCCCCGCGGGCCUUGUCCUCAUGGGAGGCCCCAGAUCGUCCUAUUGGGACGUGGAGCCCAUCGCCCCAAGAGACUUGGGAUCCCACAGUGCAGGGCUCAUCGGUAGUAUCUACGCAGGAAGCUCUGAACGGCUUAGCCCAAGAAGAACUGGCGCCGCCCACGCCUUCCGCACCCGGGACUCCAGAGCUAACAGAGGCGCAGAGUCCUUCCACGCGGGAGAUGCCACAUCUUGCCAUCCUAGGCAGUCAGGUGUCGCCACAGGUGGCUGCACCCGAGCUACCCCUCAAUCGUCUCGUGGGCACCGUGGAUGCCGAUGCGCGCCCGGAAGCCUUGGGCCCUGGAGAAGCGGCCUCGGGGCGGCCGCGCGUGGCCAUUCCGAGGCCCCGCGACGUGCGCAAGAUAGUGAAGACCACAUACGCGCCAAGCUUUCCGGCAGACACCCCAGGCUCAGGGCCGCCUGCGCCUCCUGCGGACCCCCGCGGGGAGGAGGGCGGCUCAUCCAAGAUGCAAGAGCUCCAGGCGCUGGGGUCCCACGCCCCAGCUCACUACACUUCCGUUUUUCUCAAGGACUUUCUGCCGAUCGUGUCGCACCCCUACGAGCCCCCAGAGCCGUCCCCCGACACUGUCCCCCGGGACGCUUCGCAACCCAACGGAGUCCUGCGGCGGAGAGCAGAGAACAGCACGGCGAAACCCUUCGCGCGCACAGAGAUCCGCCUACCUGGUGCCUUGGCCUUGGGCCGCCGGCCGGAGGGAACCCGGGGAGUCCUGGUGCGCGCUCCUGGUGGAGAGAACCGGGAGGCUGAGGCCCAGCGCCUCGUCCCCGACGGCGAGGGUCGGACCAGCCCUCUAGGCGGCGCUCGCCCCUCACCCCAGCGGUCGCCCAUAGGGCCGGCAGGGGCCCCACCUCCCCGACCACCCCGCCCUAGCUCCCCGCAGGCGCACCCUAGCCCGAGCCCUCGGAUAGCACCCAAACGGGAGACACCCCCUUCGGCCCUCGAGCCCGCGACCGCGGUCCAGGCGCCCUUCCCGCGGGAGCCCCAGGCGUCGGCUAGCAGAACGGCCCCGCCCCAGGCCCGCGCUGCCUCGGCGCCUCCGAUGGACCGGUACUCGGAAGGCCCCUCCCAGGGGGCGCGCAGGCUGCCCGGGGCCGCGCACCCGGGGAAGGUCUUGGUGGACCCCGAGAGCGGCCGCUACUACUUUGUGGAGGCGCCGCGGCAGCCUCGGCUGCGGCUUCUCUUUGACCCCGAGAGUGGGCAGUACGUGGAGGUGCUGCUGCCGCCCUCGCCCCAGGGGCCACCCCGCCGAGUCUACACCCCGCUGGCCCUGGGCCCCGGCCUCUACCCGCCUGCCUAUGGGCCUAUCCCUGGUCUCUCACUGCCGCCAUCCCCGGGCCCACCGGCCUUCAGCGGCCCUCAGCUACCCUGGGCCUCUGAGGUGGGCCCCCUGGACGGGAUGUACUACCUGCCAGUAAGUGGGACCCCUAGCCCCGCACCUCCUCUGCUCCUCUGUGCUCCGCUCUCCAGCUCCGGUCCCGCUCAGCCCGGUAAGGGCUCCUUGUUCCCGGGGUGAGGCCGCAGGGCCUGAUCCCCAUGGUGUUGGGGCCUGUUGAUGGCCUUGGAGGUUCUAGCAUCCUGUCCCCUGCCCUCCUUGCCUUCUAUUACCUCUUUCUUUUACCCAUCCCAUCGGUCUUCAGACCAGCAGUUACCUUCAGACAAUGUAUCUGAGACACCUGGGGCUGAUGGAGCUGGAGCUUGGGAAAUGGCUGCCUGCUUCCUCCCCCAACAAAAUUGUAUACCCCUUUCCCAAGCAUUCCCAUAGUGUGCUGUGUUUUUGUGUGUGUGUAAAAAUGAGGAGUCCUAGGACAUGUCCCCAGGAGCCGACCUGAGGGGGUGUUGGGGUUCUGGAGGAGCAGCAGGAAAUGGGAGCAGCAGGGGACAGGGCUGCCCCCAGAGGUAGUGAGCUGUCUGUCCCUCCCUGAAGGUGGGCCCAGCUGCGGCGGAGCGGACUAGCUGGUGGGAUGGAGGGAGAAGGACUGGGGCUAUCAAAUCCGUUAUUUUUUGGAAGAGGAUCUGAACCUUGGCCUGGGAGGCUGUGGCAGAAAGUGGCUAGUGCAGCCCGCAGGCCAGGCUGGGUCUGAGAAAGGGAGCUGUGGGGACAGCAGGUGGAGAUGGAGUAGGGAAGUAACAUGCAGGGGCUGUGGAGGGUGAGCCCCGGAUUUGGAGUGGGGAUA